AUGCUGGUUCCAAAUUCAGCCCUCCUCAAGCCCAACUGUGAUAUAACAGAAUCAAGUACAUUUUCUGCCACCAUGUGUUCCACAGCCGGAGGUAUUCCAAAGCCAUUUGGCGAGAUGGACAAUUCCUCAGCAUAUUCAGACGCAUCGACCAGGAUGACCCCAUUCGAGACGUUUCAGACAUCAAAAAGACGCACGGGGAACAGGAUGAGUCUAUUCAAAAAUGAACUGGAUGAGAGCGACACGGAACAUGAACAUCGUAUUCAAAAGUCAACUGGAUCCACAUCUGCUCCGCAAUAUCAGGAACCGCAUCCAAGACAAGGCGUUCUUUCUGCGUACAAGCCAGUUUACAAUUUCGACGAUGAGUACCCGAGUGGAACAGUGGCCCAUUAUGCAGAUGCCAGUUUUGAAUCGGUAUCUCACAGUCAGCCGACUGCCGAAUGUCCACGCUGGUCCAAUGCGCUGUCGCAAGUGGCGGCCGUAGCAGCUGCUGCAAUGGUCUGUGCUUCUGUCGGAGACGCAGAUCGAAACAGACCGCCUAGCUUGGGUCGAGAUCACCAGCAACAACAACAACAACUGCACCAGGAUGCAGUAGCCGAAAAAUCCACUUGUUCCACAGUGGAUUCUGUGGAAAAGAGUCAACCGUAUUUCCACACGAAGGGAGAUAUGAUGUCAGUUAGAGAUCCUGCUCAAACAGUGUACUAUGUGGAACCCACGUCCAGUAACUUUGGGCAUGACAUGAGCAAGGAGUUUACUCAUUCCUUCCAAAAAAUACAGUCCUGCGUUGAAACGGAAUCGCUCCUGAGAAACAAUCAUGAUUAUACCACAUUUUUGAACAACACCGGAUCAAAAGGUAACUAUGUAGCAUGUGACGAGAGAAUGAAUAACUUUCAACUUCUAGAAACCAAAUAUCUAAUGGAGAUGAACAGAACCGAUAAGAACAAUGAAAUAAGAACCUAUGGUAAUGCAGUGGUACAGAGUACAGUGGAGAAAGACUCUGAUCUUUUGAGUAACGAUCGCCUGUUUGUCAACCCGGGAAACACUUCUCCACACUUCUCCGGAUCACCACGGGUAUCGUCGAAUAAGACGGCUAAUUCUGAACAGAAUAGCGAUGCCCGCAUGAAGCAGCAGGCACAUGAUGAACCGCACUGCCACUCGGUGUUACAGACAGACUGCGCUAGUAGUGAACAGGUCGAAAAGAUGGCUGUUUCAGAGAGCAAGUCGAAUGGACUGAGUGGGACAGUGGGAAGGAGUGCAUUCAAUUCAAACCGGUCGGAAAGUCUGUUUAAAACGGCUUCACAUGCAGGUACAUAUUACGAACAAGAACGGACGCACCCUAACGACCCAACCAUGAGUAAUAACAAACAGUUCGCCAGAAACAGACUGUAUACAAAGACAACCUGUCCAGAUGAGCUGUUUCACACGCAUGAUCUAUCCAACAUGGAUCCGGAAUCUGUGUGGCACUCUGCAUCUAGUCAAACAUUCUCAGCCAAUAAUCCAAUCAAUUCCAGAAUUUCAAACACCCCACAUGACAUCUCCAAUGAUUUAGCACGUAAACAAGCAACACUGUCAGACUACUCUGACAAACACGUAACGACAACAUCAACAAAUCUGUUGUACGCCCCUCUAAACUAUGCCAAUGAGCCCAGGCCCCCAAGUUACUAUCCAACAGAUUCGGUUAGGCAAGAACCCAGUUGGGAUGCUCCCUCUCCCGCCCCUGGGCUGGAACAUAUUCACGAUCGGUUUACUCUAAGUCCUCUGUCUUAUCUCUCCGCAUCCAUUUUCCCUGCGACCAUUUACAACGAGUCGCAUCAGUCUCGAGUGGAUGCAUCUUACCUGGCAGCGCAGCAAGCUCUGUUGGCUAGCUACCUUCAACGAGAAGGCCAUGCCUCCGACGCACAAGUUUUACACCAUUUUAUGGAAAACCAACUGGACGAACAGUGUUCCACCAAAGCCCCUCACCUUUUUCCCUAUUCGUCCGAAUCAUUGUAUGAAGAUGUCGGUGCUCACUUGGACUUGCCAAAAGAGCAUUUUCGUUCAUUCAACGGCGAAAGGACUGUAAAUCAUUGUUACACAGAUACGAAACCUUCUCGACAUUAUGAAUCAGACAUUUCUAAGCCCUCUUCGGACAGCGAAUCUACCAGUUAUCAUUCUGAGUUGGGCGAACUGCCCCAUCUACAACGCUAUCUAUCGAAUCGCACUGAGUUGGAACAUGGGAUGCAGGCUCUACAAUCUCGUUACUGCACAUCCAACGCGCAGCAUUCCGACACUGCCUCACGCAAUGCACUUCCACCAGUAGACUUUUCCCUUCAUUUGCCCAGUUCACAACCUUCACAAGAUUUCCCCCCAUACUAUAUUGAUUUCGACGCAAAACAUCGUCUUGCUUACAAUUUGAGUUCUCUGACCUACCGACGACCAUCCAGUGUGACCAGCCCGAUUGAACAACAACGACACAUGACCAGUGAUAGUUCAUCUUCUGACCCGCUGACCAGUUCACCUGCCCUUCCCCGAGCUAUGAGCUGCAAGGUCCCGACUUUUCCAACCUCUUCCGGUAUGAUGUCCGUCAAGCAAAUCGAUGUGGAUUUCAACCAGCAGUGCCUUGUCUGCGGAGACAGCGCUGCUUGUCAACACUACGGAGUGCGAACCUGUGAAGGAUGCAAGGGAUUCUUCAAAGUGAGUCACCCGAUUCGAAACGUGUUGACGAUAUUCUCUGUUAGAUAG
Opisthorchis viverrini is the source of this 2718-nucleotide messenger RNA. RefSeq lists its product as hypothetical. The record is from RefSeq and is a predicted model, not a curated record. Gene Ontology annotation, biological process: cellular response to corticotropin-releasing hormone stimulus; regulation of transcription by RNA polymerase II. The coding region runs from base 1 to 2718 and encodes 905 amino acids. Gene Ontology annotation, molecular function: RNA polymerase II cis-regulatory region sequence-specific DNA binding; nuclear glucocorticoid receptor binding; DNA-binding transcription factor activity, RNA polymerase II-specific. Gene Ontology annotation, cellular component: nucleus; transcription regulator complex. Lineage: Eukaryota; Metazoa; Platyhelminthes; Trematoda; Opisthorchiida; Opisthorchiidae. The transcript has a single exon.